GAAGAUGAAAAGCCACGAAUUCAUUCAUCACUGGAUUCUGUUGAUUUAAAUGAUAAUCCACUUUUUAUCGUUUAUCUUACACAUGGCAUUCUCCUUUUCCCCAUCACGUGAAAGAGGCCAAGAAGUAUAAUUUCAAAAACGAAUAGGAAAUCCACCUCGAUGGGCAGCGAUCGAUAAUAUCAAGAAAUCUGCACGAGCUUCUUGUCCGAAUUUACGACUUUGAUUUGGACGCUGACAUACCGGACGAGCGUUUCCCUCCAUUCAAAAACAAUGCGGUUGAUUCAAGCUGCGGAAGCCGCUGUAGUCGAUGGGGUUAUCACUUGUCUAUGCGUAGACGCCGAUUUAUUUGCCCAAGACAGGUUCGGAGAGACAGCACUACAUUAUGCUGCUGAGAAUGGCCACUUUGAAGUAUUAAAUUACUCGUCGAGGCUGGCUCUGAUAUCCAUCGCAGAGACAAUACGCAGAGAACACCACUCGAUUGUGCAAAGAUGUGCGAAAGAUGCCGUUUUACCGAGGUCAUACAAUUCCUAGAGGACCCAAAGGUUGUCUCCACCCAACGACUCAUCAAGGGAAGGGCGAGGCUCUGGAUUGACUCUUUGUCAAUAGACCAGGAAAAUAUCUCAGAACGCAACAACCGGGUAGCAUUGAUGUCGCGGAUAUAUCACCAAGCAACAUAGGCUCUUGUAUGGCUUGGCCCUCAAUAUAGACAUGCCAUGCUCGCAAAAUAUGUUUUGUGUGAUUUCAAGGAGAGGGUGUUUUGCUGUGGCGGGAGUGAAGCCUGCAUUCUAGUUGAUAUUCGAACGUGAACAGCCGUCGAAUCUCCUGAGACAAAACAUUUCUUGGCGUACAUGAGGAAAUCAACAGGCAUCCAGCCAGUCUCUACAUGAGGGAACAAACUGAGCCCUCUAGCAUUAGCCACAAUAGUCUGGUCCUUCAAGGAUUUAAAGUUUCUGCUUUGUUUGCUAUUUCAAAGCCCAUUGCAGACAUCGCUCACAACUAUAUGCUUUCCACUGAAGAGAU
Molecule: messenger RNA, 1020 nt
Organism: Aspergillus wentii DTO 134E9
Lineage: Eukaryota; Fungi; Ascomycota; Eurotiomycetes; Eurotiales; Aspergillaceae
Product: ankyrin repeat domain-containing protein
Exons: 1
Coding region: 271-531 (86 amino acids)
Molecular function (GO): protein binding
Source: RefSeq, a predicted model, not a curated record